CGGUCUUGUGGAGCUACAGCGCAUGGACGCAAAAUGUGGACUCGUGUGCCACGGGUGAAAUUUUCCAAUGGUUUCGACAUUCCGCUGAUUGGACUGGGAACGUACUUGACCCGAGGCGAGGAAGGAGUCAAGUCUAUCAAGCAGGCAAUCGAUAUCGGCUACCGUCACAUUGAUACCGCUUACAGGUACGGGAACGAGUGUGAGGUAGGCCAAGCCGUCAACGAAAAGAUAAGGGAAGGAUUUGUCGCCCGGGAGGAUUUGUUCAUAACAACAAAGCUAUGGAAUUCAUUUCACGCCCCGCAGCAUGUGGCCGAAGCUUUCAAACGAUCGAUGGAAAAGCUGAACUUGGAUUACGUUGACCUGUACCUGAUGCACAUGCCUAUGGGGUUGGGUUUUAGGGGAUUUCAAGAACAGGACCUCAUCGCGUAUGACAGCUCCGGGAAAGUGAUUUGCUCUGAUGUUGACUUUUGUGACACCUGGAAAGCCAUGGAAGAGCUAGUGCACAGUGGAAAAGUUCGCAGUAUAGGUGUCUCGAAUUUCAACAGUGAACAACUGCAACGUCUGUUGUCUAGUGCAAGCAUCAAACCCGCUACCAAUCAGGUGGAAUGCAAUCCCGGCUUUACGCAAAAGCGGCUAAUCCAGUUCUGUCGCCAUCUAGGCAUUACGGUGACAGCCUUCAGUCCCAUGGGUCGCGUUGAUCGAUGCGAUUCCUCCAGUCGAGUGACAGCCGAUGUCCUGCUACAUCCCAAUGUGACGGCCAUCGGCGCCAAAUAUGGAAAGACAACGGCCCAGAUUGUGCUCCGCUACUUGAUUGAGAUUGGCACAAUACCGAUACCGAAGCCGUCGAACCGUGCCGAGACGUUACAGAACAUUGACAUCUUUGACUUUAGGCUGACACCAGAUGAGGUCGCCCUGAUGGACCAGUUUGACGAUGGAAAGCGGGCGGUGCCAUUGAAAUAUUACAGCCACCAUCGGGACUAUCCAUUUGGAAGAGAGGAGAUUUAGUCUGCUGGGUAUUGUGAUGAAAGAAUUAGGUUGCAUUAUCCAAUGGAGUAGGACCGGUUUGCGGGGGAGUGAUUUGUAACGUUAGGGAUCAUUGAUGCGACAGAGUUUUAGUUAAAUAUGUUCCAAUUAGCAACAAUAGGUAAUUCAAUUUGC
Ochlerotatus camptorhynchus is the source of this 1158-nucleotide messenger RNA. Its product is annotated as 1,5-anhydro-D-fructose reductase-like. Gene Ontology annotation, molecular function: aldose reductase (NADPH) activity. The transcript is spliced from 4 exons. The record is from RefSeq and is a predicted model, not a curated record. Bases 34 to 1005 code for a protein of 323 amino acids. Gene Ontology annotation, cellular component: cytosol. NCBI's taxonomy places the organism in Eukaryota, Metazoa, Arthropoda, Insecta, Diptera, Culicidae.